This is a messenger RNA of Macrosteles quadrilineatus (aster leafhopper), 5601 nucleotides long. Its product is annotated as germ cell nuclear acidic protein-like. The coding region runs from base 191 to 3613 and encodes 1140 amino acids. Gene Ontology annotation, cellular component: nucleus. The record is from RefSeq and is a predicted model, not a curated record. NCBI's taxonomy places the organism in Eukaryota, Metazoa, Arthropoda, Insecta, Hemiptera, Cicadellidae. The transcript is spliced from 12 exons.
UUCUUUUGCUUGUCUGAUGUUCUGUUUCUUUCCUUUUGAAAUUUAAUUCAAAAUUUAAAUACUUGCUCUUUUAUUGCCAUAAAAACCCUAACUUAUAUUCAAACUGAAAUAAAACUGUUUUUUGCUCUUGAUUUUGCUGUUUGAAAUGAAGAAUCCAGUGAUCCAGUCAAAGUGGAAUGAUAAUUGAGAAAUGGAUUUAGACUUUUCAUUUGCUCUUGUCAGCUCAUUAACGCCUAGAAGAAAAGCUGAGAAGUCAAGCCCUACAGAAGUUUCGAAGAACACCAGAUCAUUGAAAACUAAAGUGAAAGGCAAAAAACCUGAGGGAAUUUCUCAUCAGAGAAGAGAAGAAAAAGAAAAUCUACUGCCUAAAGAGCAACCAAUGAAGAAAGAUGAAUUUCUUAAACCUGCCGUAAACAAAAGGAAUACAAAGUCAUCAAGUUUCAAUGGCCGUGAAAGUAAUGACACCUCUGGAAGUUUUUCAAUCAACAUGCAAAACAUUGCUGUUAGAAGAACACGAUCCAAGGGAACAAAGAGAAGUGAAAUAAGUCCCCUUCAAUCUUGUUCUAAUGUGUUAGAAACAUGCGACGUAAAUUUUGGUAGAGGAAAUCUACCAAAUCAAAGACUGACUCGGUAUAGCUCUGAUGUAAUAAAUAUUUCAUCGGAUAUUGAUGAAGAUUUCCCUAAAACUCCUCAGAGAGAGAGUAAAAAUGAUCAAUGUCAAUCUGGUGACAAAAGGAAUAGUAGUUACUCCUUGCGAAGUUCCUUGGAUGUUGUGGAAUGUUCUUUUUCUGAAGCUGUGGGAAGUGUGUUAGACAGCUGUCCUCGUUUGAGAUCUCUCUCAGCAAAGAGGACUAAAGUAAAAACUCAACCGACCAGGACAAGUGGAGUUAGUGAAACGUCUCUGUCCACGGCCUACGAUAGCGAUUCGUUCCAAGCGAUACGUAGACACGGAACCAGAGUGAUUUUGGAAACCCCGGAUACGGAUCAAAGUUCUACAGAGAUUUUAGAUAGACGGAAAGAUUCGCUUUUGAGUGUAACCUCAGAAGGUGACAAAAUGUACAGGUUAAGAAAUAGUGUGAGUGUAAGUCCAAAGAAGAAUACAAAAAGAAAGUCUUCAGAACUGAAUGACAGUGCUGAUGAAAAUGUAAAGAAAUACAGUGAGAAUUUAGGCCUGAAUGCGAGACAGACAAGAAAUUCAUCUUCAAGCUAUGUGUCACAGAAGAAAUCAGGAAUAGAUGAAGAUGAAGUUGAAGUAAUAAAUUCUACAAAUUACUAUCAUAAUAAAGAAUCGUCUAGUUUAUUAAAGAAAAAUAACGUAGAAUCCAGGAGGAAUAAGAAAUUGCGUUCAAGCAAUGAUUCCACAGGUUUGGACAUGUUUAAAUUAGAGUCGACAAUAAAAGAUCAGUCUCCUACCAAUAAAGUUAAAAAUGAAACCACAAAGGAAAAAUCCGGAUCAACCCGGUCAAAGAAAGAUCAGACCAAUAACGAUGUGAAAGUUUCAAAAGGAAAGAACACAAAUGUACCAAAUUUCAAAAGACCUGAUCCUCCUAUGAUUGUUGAAAGCCAAGAAAUAGCGGAUAAGAAAAAAUCGACUAAACAGAAAGCAGAGGAAAGUAAAAGUGUCCAAAAAGCUAAAAAUCGUCAUUCUCCUACUAGCCCUAAAAUGCCUUUAGUCCUUCCUUCUGAAAUCAUUCAAAAAUUUGAGCAUAUCAAUAAAUGGCUCAAAGAUACCCAGGAUAAGACUGUUAGUUCAACGAUAGAUCCUGUAACAGCGGAAGUCAUAUCUUUGAAAGAUAUAAUGCCAGUUAAAAAUAAGUACAAAGUAUCAUUGAGUCCAAGGAUAAAGAAGAAAAAGGACAAAGCGAAGACUUCAUUAGAAGAGGAGCAAAAACUUUUCGAACAGCUCUACGGUGCUGACUAUGACAAAAAGUUAAGUGAUAAUGUUGACGAGGACGAGAGUAGUUGUCAAGAUUCCGUAGAGUUCUCGGAAAACAUCUUGGAGAAGUUGUAUGGAACUGUUUGGCCGAAAGACACUGCGAUUACUCAAAGCGAGCCGAAAAAAGGGAGGAGGAAGAAGACUGUAAAAAAUAAAACACCGCUCACUGAAAGGAAGAAACACAGAACGUCUAUUUACGAAGUAUUCUCUUCUUCUUCAAGUGAAGAUCGUUUUGAGGAAUUCCUGGAAAACGUACAGAGAGGCAAGGUUGAGUCGACAAAACAUCGUGUUGGCAGACCUGGAACUCCAGAUUUCAUCAACGACUCCGACUCGGAAGAUAAUGCAAGCCUCGUCUUUUAUCAAAACAUCGUCUCAAGCGCAGUCAAAGAUGACGUCAAUAGUCUCAAGAAAAAUCUUAUCAAGCCAAGUGAAGAUAAACAUAAAGUGAACAGAAGACGAUUAUCCUUCGGAAGCAGCAAAGACGACGGCUGCUCUGAGAGUGGCAAAUCCGACACAAAACCGACAAAGGUGAAAAAACCACAAGAUACAAGUAAACCGAAAAAAACUAGGUCGAAGAAGAAAAAUAAAUACAUUGAAGAAAAAGGCGAUGGCGACAUGGAGGUUUUUUCGCUUGUUACUCCGAUAAAAAUCAAAGGGAAAAAGACUGACAAUGGUUUUAGUGAAAAAUCAACGAAUCCAAACGAGUUGCCUAGAAGUGUAGGCAAAACAAGAACUCCUAAGAGUCAAAAAACGAAAGAACCAAGUUCGGAGGAAAGAUUAAAAGCGAAAUACAUGGAUUUGGACUUCAAAGCGCCUAAAGCUGUUUCGACGUUUAAAACUCCAAGUAAAUCCGUUAGGCCGGAAGUUCCUGCUUCACCUGCUUUGUCUUUCCUAAGUUCACUUUCUGAGAUGACUGCAGGCCUACCAUGCCACCCUGACGCCUUAGUGUACAAGAAAAAUUUCAAAACCAAGAGAGAAGAAUUGACCAAGAGGCUAUUUACCUUGUAUAACAAAGAAGUAUUUGACCAACAGCUACCGUCGGAUUUGCUGAUACAGUGGAACUCUCGAAUGACCAGUACCAGUGGUUACUGUUACAACAAGAGGAUCUACCGCGGCAACGAGAUCUUACGAUCUUCUAGAAUAGUACUGUCAAUAAAGAUCCUGGACAGAGCGGACCGACUGCGAGACACGCUAAUACACGAGUUGUGUCACGCGGCCACGUGGAUCAUCAACGCUACGUCGGACGGCCAUGGACCCAUCUGGAGGUCAUGGGCUGACAAGGCCAAUCGAAGGUUCCCGGAGCUGCCUGUAAUCAAGCGUUGCCACGACUACGCCAUCUCCACCAAGUUUACGUACAAGUGCAUGUCUUGCGGAUACAGCAUCGGCCGACACUCGAAAUCCCUCGACACUGAGCGUAAACGUUGCGGCUUCUGUUACGGCAAGUUCCAGGUGUUUGUCACUGCCAAGAUGGCGACCGACAGCGUCACAAGUGGGUCGGACUCUGUCAAAACUCCUCGAAACCCGACCGGGUUCGCGUUGUUCGUAAAAGAAAACUACGCCAUCGUAAAGAAAGAGAACAACGUCCCGCACGCUCAGGUUAUGAAGCUACUCAGUCAAAAGUUUGCUGAGGUUAAAAUAUCGAAACAGAACACAGACGAACCUAUUUUAUUAGAUUAAUUGGUGUGUAAGUUUAAAAUUUGACUUACUUUAGCCGUAAAGUAUUUGUAAUACCAGUAUAUAUACUAUGUCACUGAUGCAUUCUGUAAAUGACCGUUGCGGUGAAGCAUCACUUAUUGCAUAAUGUAUAUAAACAUAUUUAGAAUGUAGCCUACUAUUUUAUUGAGUUUUGCGUUUUUUACAUGCUUUUAUAUUUGUGAUAAAGGAAGCUUUAGUUCUUCCUCAGCAUUCGGUGUUGAGCAUUUCUUGGAGUUUUGCAUUUAAUAAGUCAAAGUGAGAGUUUUUAGCAUCGUCUUUAUACAAAACUGAUGAAACAUUUUACCACUACACUUAUCUGAUAGAUUUUUUUACUAAAACUUUUAUUCUUUUAGUAAAAACUGUAAUAUUUUAUUUUACAGCUCAGCAUGUUUUUAAUUUUUUUCAACUAAUAAAUAUAGAAACACAAUAAUUGAACAAAUUUUAAAUAUUGCAAGUAGUUUCAGCAGAAAAGUGGUACAAUAUAUUGCUUGUAUUUUUUAUUCACCGCUUUUUUGUUAAAACUACUUCUAGUGCCUUAAAAAUAUUUGUCCUUUUUUCAAUUCGGUACCUUAGUCAAUUUGAAUAUGCUAGUCUUAUAAAACUCAGCGUUAUAGUUUCAUCAUGUCAAUAGUAGGUAUAAAUUUUAGAAAUUUUUAUUCAUCGCUUCCGCUUGUCUUAUAUAGUUUUAGCAUGGAGUUAAGAAAUGCACUUUUGAUAGAACAUGUAAUGUUUAAAAACCACAAUGAAAAGUGACAGUUAGGCUAGGUUAUGAUAAGUUUUUUACCAUAUUUGAAAUGGAAUAUUAUAUUAUAACCUAGUCUACCUGCCACAAUAUUUCUGAAUUUAAAAAAACCUUUGCUUUGAAAAUGUAGCUUUUCCUUGUUAAACGUAAAAGAAGUCUUUUCUGCAUAAAAUUUGCUUCCCAAAAAUCUGUAUUUUGUUACGUUUAGGUAAAACAGUUUAUUGCAAUAGCAAAAAGUUGAAAAAUAAAUGUUCAGUUAAGAUUGAAGGUUUCUCAGGAAAUAGUAUAUUACGUUACUAGUCCUGAAAAUGGGUGUUUACCGUACGAGUGUGUGCGGUAUUACCAUACGAAUCCAGUAAACACCUUUUGGACGAGUGGCGUACGAUAUUUUAUGCCAUGCUAUUUACUCUAAGCUAACGUAAUGAUAAAAAAACUGUACGAAUCUUUAUAUUCUUACCGACUAAAGGACUAACAAUCACUACUUAUAUUAGAGGUUAUGUUUUUCUUUUUUAUCACUCAUUUUCAAAAUAUAAUCAGCUGAUUGGUGUCCGGUAAAACUCAUUACAGUACAGUGGUACGUAAUGAAACCCCAUUUGAUUAAGCUGGCGGCAAACAGCUGUUUUCUGGACUAAAUCCUUACGUGGGAAGUCUGUUAAAAAAGUGUAGUGUGGUGUAAAAAUUUUUAUGUAAAAUUGCUUGUAAAAGUACUCUUCACAUAACAAAAUUGUUUGAAUACAAAGUUUUGUUUCAUUUUACAAUAUUUAUUAAAAGCAUUUAGAUCUCAUGUUAUUUGUUAUGUAUUAAAGUUAGUUAUUUUAAGAUUAUUUUAUAUUUAGCUCAUGACUGUAUAUUUAAUGCACUUUAUGUAGAUAUCUUUUUAUUAGAAAUAUACAUGACGGAUGAAUUUUUAUUGAAAAAAUAUGUUUCGAGAAAACUUAUAUUUGCUCACCAUGAAUGAAUAAAUGAAAAUACUUUUUGUUGUAACUAAAGAAGUUUGUAGAGGUAUACACCGAUAAAACAUAAUCAGUCAAUGAAUUUUUGAAAAGAAUAGAAUUAACUUAUUUUUCUAUGAACUACCUUAUCCUGCCUUUAUCCUAACUAUAAGUUGAAUGUUGAAACUAAACUUCAGCCUUAUUCCAAAUAUGAAUGUUUUUUUACUCUGAAUCACCUAGGACAACUACUUAAAGUGUAAAUAAAAGGAUAUUCAAAUAAAAUAUAUUUUUAUAAA